GACGGAGUACUACGUUACCUGCCAUGGGUCUGGUCCCCGUAACCACACUAGCCUCGAAGGCUCCAAUAUCCAUUCUGGCCUUGUCAGCUCGCAUCAUGGCCGCACGCACGGCGCUCAGCUCGCCAUCGAGCUACUGCACAGUGCAGUCAAUCCAGAUCGCGACUCCAGCAUCUGGCAGGCAGGGGUUAAAUAUCUCGCCAGGACCCUCUUUCUGUCUUAACGAAGUCCGAGCCUCGUUCUUCUCUCUUCACUCACUUCAAUCUGGUCUCCUCGUCUUAGUGAGGGCCAGCAAUACAUCAAUACAACCUCCUUGAGGAACACCUUACGGGAAUCUUCUAUCUUCUAACAGCUCAUACACUCCUUUCCUUGAGCUGAUCUUCGCCCACCAUGGCAAACACAUACGACGCCGUCACCACAGGCUACAGCGAUCCUGAAAAGGGCGUCCAUGGAAGCAGCGGAAAUGGAGGCUACAGCGACCCUGAAAAGGGUACUGGUAUCGACCGAAGUGGAAAUGGCGAUGAAAUCGUCGGCCACAGCCACUCCAUCGACGCAGGCCGCGGCCAUGACCGCAAGCACUCAGUCCGCAAAGGCUCGCUAGACGAGUCCGUCAUCGCCGCCGAUCUCCUCGACGAGCGCUACCGCAUCACCAAACGUGGUCUCAAAUCCCGACAUGCCCAGAUGAUCGCCCUCGGCGGUACCAUUGGUACAGGUCUCUUCGUCGGAUCCGGCUACACGUUGCAUGUCGGCGGCCCAGCCUUCAUUCUGGCCUCUUACCUCAUCAUGACCGCCCUAGUCUACAUGGUCGUCACUGCCGUGACCGAAGUCGCAGCCUACCUCCCCGUCCACGGUGGCACAAUGUCAUACUACGGCUACCGCUACGUCUCCAGGUCCAUGGGUUUCGCCCUCGGUUAUCUCUACUGGUACGCCCUUGGCAUUUUGGUUCCCUACGAAGUCACGGCCGCCGGUCUGGUCAUCAGCUACUGGCCCAACGACGUCAACAUCGCAGUCUGGAUCACCAUUAUGCUCGUCGUCAUCAUCGCCCUCAAUUUCCUGCCCGUACGCUUCUACGGUGAAACCGAGUUCUGGUUCGCCGGCACCAAAGUCAUCCUCAUGAUCGGUCUAUUGCUUCUCAGCUUUAUCCUCUUCUGGGGCGGUGGUCCGUCCGGCGACCGUCUCGGUUUCCGGUAUUGGAACAACCCCGGCGCAGCGAACGCGUUCAUCGUAAAGGGCAACACCGGACGAUUCGUGUCUUUCUGGGAAACUCUCGUCCUGUCCGUCUUCCCAUUCACAUUCGCGCCCGAGUUGCUUGUCGUUACCGGCGGUGAAAUGGAGUCUCCUCGACGCAACCUCCCGAUCGCUUCCCGCCGCUACUUCUACCGUCUCGUCAUCUUCUACUGCCUGGGAGUUUUGGCCAUUGGCGUGACAUGCCCCAGCAACGCCGAGGCUUUGACUGCUGGUGGCGCCGGUGCCAAAGCAUCCCCCUACGUCGUGGCCAUUGCCAAUGCCGGAAUCAGCACUCUCCCCAGCAUCGUCAACGCCGUCAUCUUGAUCAGCGCAUGGUCCUCUGGCAAUUCCUUCCUGUACAUCUCCUCGCGCGCCCUCUACUCUCUGGCCGUCCAGGGUUCCGCGCCACGUAUCUUCAAGACCUGCAACCGCUGGGGUGUGCCGUACGUCGCGGUCGCCGCGAGCUCACUUUUCUGCGGUCUGGCAUACCUCAACGUCGCGUCUUCGGGAUCCACCGUGUUCAAUUGGUUCGUCAACCUGACAAACACAUGGGGCAUGACCUCCUGGGUCUGCUGUAUGAUCAUCUACCUGCGCUUCCGCAAGGCGUGCAAAGUCCAGGGCAUCCCGACGCCGUACAGUUCGUGGAUCCAGCCUUAUGGCGCGUGGAUCGCCAUGAUCAUGUUCACGCUCUUGUGUCUGAUCAACGGUUUCACCGUCUUCUUCCCCAGCGAGUGGUCCGUCGCCUCCUUCUUCACCGAUUACAUCGGCAUCCCCAUCUUCUUCAUCAUGUACUUUGGCCACCGCAUCUAUUUUUGGAAUGACAAGUGGGCUUGGGACCCGGCCGAGAUCGACAUGCAGACUGGUCUUCAGGAGGUCCUUGAUGCUGAGCAACCUGCCAAGGUGCGCAAGGGUCUGGGCAAAAUCCUCUAUCUCAUUGAGUAAAGCGGUCGCAAUUGCAAUCGCAAUCGCAAUGGCUAUAUAGAGGUCUCUUUGUACACAAAAUGUUAUAAUUCUUGGGUACUUAUCAAGUUUUUCUACUGCUGGGGAUAUUCGGUAUUGAAGAUAUAAUAGAUCUGAGAUCUAGAUGUG
Messenger RNA from Exophiala viscosa, 2313 nucleotides. RefSeq names its product AAT family amino acid transporter, variant. The transcript has a single exon. The record is from RefSeq and is a predicted model, not a curated record. NCBI's taxonomy places the organism in Eukaryota, Fungi, Ascomycota, Eurotiomycetes, Chaetothyriales, Herpotrichiellaceae. Gene Ontology annotation, molecular function: amino acid transmembrane transporter activity. Gene Ontology annotation, biological process: amino acid transmembrane transport. The coding region runs from base 388 to 2166 and encodes 592 amino acids. Gene Ontology annotation, cellular component: membrane.